AUGAAUCUCAGGAGAACAACACAUAGCAAGACUAUUUUUACUCUUUUGGCAUGGCUUAGUUUUCUGGCUGGGGUGGGGCUAUGCACAGAACAGACAGCGCCUCUACAAAAAGAAGCCGCACAAAGUAUACUGAGAAGAAUUCUAGAAUUGCCCAAAGAAAGUAAUAGUGCAAAAGAGAUCAAAGGUGUGUGCGAAAAAAAUAUGCUGCUAUCACACAGUGAAAGUAUUAGUUCUAACGCCAGCACAGCGGAGUGGGAUGCGUAUAUUUCUCAUACAGAAGCUGGGCUGCAUUCAUCUGCGAUCAAUACUUCACCGGAGUGCUUUGAGAGCAUACAUACUAUAGAUGGAGUGCGUAUAGACGCUCUAGUUAAUGAAGUUCUUAUUAGUGGUGAACAACUACAGGGUGGGCCGUACUAUAAAGACCCAGUAAACCAGGACUUCAAUGGAAGCAUAUCUGGAAACCGCAGUAAUUACGGCAUGCAGAUGGAAAUGCUUAUGAAUAAAAAGUCUAGUUUGGACUCUAAGAAUCUAAUAUAUCAGGAAAAGUCCAUUGACCUGUCAAAUACACACCUUAGCACCAGACAGACUAUCUUAAUGCACAUCAAAGAGUCUUUGAGAAAUACCGGUGUAGAAGAAACCAUCAAGAAUUAUUACAAAUAUAAGAAGAAUUUAAGCUUGCCAGCAGGAAUGUACCAGGAAUAUGAUAAAAUUGCAGAAGAUGUUAAAGACCUAACUAAAGCACUAAGAAAUCUUCAGAGUCUAAGAAUAUGUAGUGUGAGCACGAUCAAAGAGGAGAUUCUUAAGGCCAAAAUCAUAAAUAGCAGCACAUAUGUGUCAAGAGAAAACUAUAUAUCCGUUUUGUCAAUGCUAAUAGAGAUUCAAAAGAUGUACUGUGAUCUACUAAAUAAAGACAUCGAAUAUGUAAACUGCCUGUCCAAUAAAGAAGGCAUACUGCACGCGCUGAGAACUAAAGAGGCAGAGGAGAGCAGGAAGAAAGAACAGACCCAGGAGUUGUCUGCGCUAGACGCUGUCAUAGCCGCACAUGCAGCUAGAAUACAAUACUACGAAAAGUAUAUAGAGCGCUUGGUUGCUAUACAGAGCUCUUUCAAAGACUGUCAAAUAAGAACUGGCGAGAUGCUGGGUGCAUAUAUUGAUCUCUACAUAGCAACGUGUGUGUAUGAAGCGCAGGUAAACUAUGUAUCCAUGGUUGGGCAUGAAUUAAGCAGAACAGAAGCCCAGUUUGAUAUGAGUCAUGCAAUCGCGGCACUUAAUAGCAGCCUGGGUCUGACAUAA
Nematocida ausubeli is the source of this 1293-nucleotide messenger RNA. RefSeq lists its product as uncharacterized. The transcript has a single exon. The record is from RefSeq and is a predicted model, not a curated record. Lineage: Eukaryota; Fungi; Microsporidia. Bases 1 to 1293 code for a protein of 430 amino acids.